Messenger RNA from Adelges cooleyi (spruce gall adelgid), 3535 nucleotides. It is a transcript of the gene Mvb12, whose product is annotated as multivesicular body subunit 12B. Gene Ontology annotation, cellular component: late endosome; ESCRT I complex. NCBI's taxonomy places the organism in Eukaryota, Metazoa, Arthropoda, Insecta, Hemiptera, Adelgidae. The transcript has 8 exons. The coding region runs from base 197 to 1066 and encodes 289 amino acids. The record is from RefSeq and is a predicted model, not a curated record. Gene Ontology annotation, biological process: regulation of epidermal growth factor receptor signaling pathway; viral budding; virus maturation.
UUUAUUUAGUAAUUAUUAAUUAUACUACACAACACAUUACAGACGUCCGUAUUAUAUAUUUUAUUUUUUAUUAUUUAUUAAUUUUAUUAUUUACAUUUACCUAAAAAGAUUUAAUUAUCAUAAGAACUAAGAAGACGCGAGCUGUUAUAAUUGAAAAACUUCAUUAAUAUAUACAUUUAUUAAAUAAUUAGUGAAAAUGAUCAAACAAGUAAUUAAAUCGUUUCCAGACAAUAAACCUAUAUCUGCUUUGUGUGUUGUGGAAGACGUCUCAAAAUGUCCUGCUGGUUAUAGUCCUAUACUAAAAACUCAUGAUCAAGAUUCUGAUGCCGAUUUGCAUUUGCAGUCGUGGAAGGAAUCAGUUUUUAUUGGUCGCAAAAUUACGAGAUAUUUGUGUAUAUCAAAAACAGAAGGUAUAUCGGAUUACAUAGUGGUCAAUAUUGUCUUGAUCAAUGAAAAAGAAGGUCCCCCGGACGGCUAUUGUUUAAUCUCUAGAACUAUAGACAACGAUCAAAAAGCUUGGCGAAAACGUCAACUAUGUUACAAAUUGUCCAGGAGAAAUUUGGCAUCACAUGCAAUAACUGAUAUUAUAUUGUUAAGCCGAUCAAAGAAAGCUCCAGACGGCUUCAACUAUGUUGGGGACUUAAACGGCUUAACACUUUGUUACAAGACUAGUUCUCAAUCACCAGUCAAUGUUCCGCUGUCGCCUUUAUCAUACGGGUUAGCACCAUCCCAAGCUACAGAAAACCUCCCCAACGGUAAUGGUUCUUUAGAGUCGUACCCUAGUUUGGAUAUGAGUGCAAAUUCAUUGACACAUGAUUAUGAUCGUCUUUUAUCACUAAAACCUACUCGACCAGCACCGAAAUUACCAACACCAACAUACUCGUCUUCCAAUUAUUCCACAUUAAACUCUUUACAAGGGCUAGAAGGAAUUCCGUUUGUAUUGAACCCAAACUUUGUUGUCGAUAACAAGUACAGUUUAAAGAAUAUACCUGAAAUUAAAGUCAAAACUUUGGAGGAUCUUGAUUUACAAUACAAUUAUAGUUUCGAACAAGAACGACAAGUGUGAUUUAAUAACUACUUACCAGUAUGUAAGUAAAAUUAGGAUAGAUGACAACUGUAAUGUGAUAAUUGUAUUAUGUACAUGUAUAAUAUGUACUUCUAUAACUGUUUCGAGAUUUGGCCAUAUUUAUAAAAUACAAAUUUCAUAUUGUUACAUUUAUGAAAGUUAGCCAUCUGCAAAAUAAUAAUUUUAGUAAUAACUUAGUCAUUCAUUUUAUUUUUAUUAUGAUAAACAACAUAACUUGUGUGUCUAUAGUAACAAAUAUAAUCAAUAGCCAUAUAAUAAGAUUAUAAAUAUUAAUAUAAUACACAUCUUAUAGUUAUUAUAAUUUAUUGAGGGGAAAUGAUAAAAUGUGACUAAUUGUUUUAUAUCUUAUUUAUAUUGUCAAUUUGUUUUUUUAAGGUAAUUUAGCUAUUUAUUUAAUUUAUUUUUACUUCUAAAUGUGCUUACCUCAUCAUAGAACUUAAUUAUGUUUGAUGAAUUUCAAUCCAAUUCAUCAUAACCUUAUAUUUUUAACACAACAAUUGAUAGAAUUAAAAUACACAUAUUUUCAACAUUUAAUAAAUUAACUUUAAAUUACAAAACAUUUUAGUUCAAAAAUUAAAAUACAAAUUAAUAAAUCAAAGCUAAUAGUAUGCAUAUUAAGUGGUAGCUACAAAAUCGGACUAAUUGGUUUUAUUUUAACACUUAAUAUAAUUUAUUAUUAUAAUUACUAAUUAGGUUAUACGUUAGCUGUGUAUUGGUUAUCAUAUACUUGGUGCUAUUGUACACACAAUAGAUAAUAAUUAUUUACCAACACUUUUUGCAAAUUUUUAAUUUGAUUUAAUAUUGUUACGUAAAAUAUAUAUAAAGGAAAAAACUAAAUAGUUUUUGUUAAAACUGAAUAGGAAAACAUUAGCUUGUUGAAAAUGUAAUUAUACUGAUAUUGUUAGACUAGAUAUAAUGGAUAGUACAGGGUUAAAAUAUUUAACUCACUUGAAUAGUAAUAAUACUGACUGUUAAUAGUUAAUACUGUAUUUUAUUUAGCCAAAACAACCUAUUAUGUUUAUACGUUACACAUAACAUGAUCUUUUUUUUUGAUUACACAUUAUGUAAUUUGUCUUUUUAGACGUCGAUUAGAUAUCUUACCAGUAUUUUUAGAUUACAUUUAAGCAUCUAGUCUAGUAAGUCACUUGAGUAUUAUCCAAAUAAAUUUAUUAUGGAAAUUGUAUAAUAUAAUAUAAGUUUAAUAGUAGUUAUUUUAUAAUACAAAUACUAAAUUAUGCUUAGUUUUAUUAUUUAUACUAUAUACAUAGUAUGAUAGCUAUUUGUUCGCCAUUUAGUAUGAAAAAAUUAUGUUUAAUUAAAAAUUUAUUAUGACAAUGUAUGAUUUAAGUUAAAAGACUUAUUUUAUUAAGGACUGUCAAUCGUUAAAAAGUAUAUAGAUAAAGAUUACUUGUAGUUUUUAAUUAUAUUUUGUGUUCAUUCAUAAACAGAACACAGAAACAUUAUUUUAACACAAAGUCAAGUGAAAUAUGAUCAAUUUAAUUGUGUCUCGAAAAACCUCAUUCUGUGUAUAAAAUACAUUUUUAAAAACACGCUUGUUUAGAACAUUAUUGAUUAAAGACUGAGUAAUUAAGUUAUUUAUUAAAUUGGUCAAAGUACUAUUGUACUCCAAUAGUUGUCUUAAAUUGAAUGAUUUGGCGAUACAAUUUUAAAAUAAUAAAAUAUCAUAUCUAAGUUGACACGUAGUUUAAAAAAUUCAGAAUUUAGAGUAAUAAUAACUGAAGUUUAAAUGAUAUUUAUAUAAUAAAUUGGCUAGUUCAAAUUGUAUAAUUAUUAUUUUAAAUUUUGUAACUGACUUUUAAACCAAUUUUGUAUUUAGUCUUAUGAUAAAAUAUUAGUACUCCUUUCUUUUCCUUUUUAAAUUAAAAUCGCGGUUAAAAUUUUUUUUAUUUUAUUUUAUAUGUAUGUAAAAAUUCAAUGUAUUUAGUUAUAAACUCGAAAUUUCCGGUGUCGUUUAAAAAUUAAAAAUUAUUACUAUUUAUAACUUGUCUUUAUGAUUAUUGAUAUACAAAUUAAUUGAUUCCUAAUUAAAUCGCUAACUGCAGGAAGGGGACAAGUUUACUUUUUCUAAUUGUUCUUGAAAAACGAAAGACUAAGUAUGACAUGACCACAGUAAAUAAUGUAUAUAUGUGUGCUUAGAACAAAAUGAUAAUAAAAUCAAAAUUGAUAAAAAUUGACUUGUCUCCUUUCUUCGGUUGGCGAUUUAAUUAUGAAAAAAUAAAGACCCCAAUUAAAGUCAUUCAUUAUUUUAAAACUAUAGUUGUUCAAUAUGAGACUUAUGCAUUAGAAUUAUAUGCAGUUAUUAUAUUAAAAGACAUUAACCUACUUAAAUAUUAGAUAUAAGAAGCAUGCUAAAUAUUAUUUUUAAAGGAUUCAAUAUAAAUAAUUAAUUAUAAUUUUUAUGUUUUUUUGUAAAUUGAUAAGCCAUAC